AUGUCCGGCGAAUUCCUAUCCCAUGCUCCAGGCACUGCAAUCACCUUCAAAGACCAGAGCCCCAGCAGAGAGUCUGGAGCCACAGCUGAGCUUUUGGAGGAAGUGGAAGAAGUGGAGAUGGCGAUACAGGACCAACACCAAAAUGAGUUGGAGGGGAGAGGGGGAGGGAGAUGGAGGAGAAAGAGGUAG
This is a messenger RNA of Penicillium crustosum, 189 nucleotides long. RefSeq lists its product as uncharacterized. Bases 1 to 189 code for a protein of 62 amino acids. The transcript has a single exon. Lineage: Eukaryota; Fungi; Ascomycota; Eurotiomycetes; Eurotiales; Aspergillaceae. The record is from RefSeq and is a predicted model, not a curated record.